Molecule: messenger RNA, 510 nt
Organism: Candidula unifasciata
Lineage: Eukaryota; Metazoa; Mollusca; Gastropoda; Stylommatophora; Geomitridae
Source: the annotation of a GenBank genome assembly
AUGGAAAAUCUUUACGAGAUUUUACAGUCAGAUCCCGGAGCGUCUACUGAGCAACUUCGAGAUUCAUAUAAAAGGCUGGUACGUUUAUACCACCCUGACAAAAAUCUCCAAACAUUGUUGCUUAGCAACAACCAUGAAACAAGUUCAGCAACAGAAAACACCCAGAACGCUGAUAAAUUCAUUAUUAUUGACAGAGCAUGGAAGAUCUUGAGCGACCCAGAACUGCGAUCUCAGUUUGACGCAAAAUGGCAUGAUCGCAAUCUGGCGCAGGAGCUGCCUAUUCAAGACGAGGUACUGUUUGAAGAUUUCGAUUACACUGACGAGGAGAAAGUGUAUUUAUUUCCCUGCCGAUGUGGUGGCUAUUACGUACUUUCUGAACUAGACUCUCAGCUCCAUUUCGAUAUCGUCUGCUGCGAAACGUGUUCUUUAACUAUCAAAGUACUCUAUAAAAGUGCUUAUUCAGAAUUUGAACUACAGAAAGGGAAGCCUGUAAACAUCCAGAAAAAUUAA